CAACCGCCUGGAGGGAGCGCUCCUGUCACCCAGGCCUCCGCCUCCACUUGGAGGAGGGGCCGCGCAGGCGCAGUUCCCGCUCUCUCGCCUCCCAGCGGGGAGGGAAGACAGAACCCGGAAGGAGGCGCAGAUGCAGUCGGCUGCCAAGGCUUUUGGCAGGUGUUCUAGGCCCUGCAAAACCGGUUGGCCUACUUUCCUCAGGUGGGGGCGGGCACGACUCCCCACCUGCGGACUGAGCGCCUGGGUCUUUCACGAUGGUGCUGGCGAACUCGAAGGCCGCAAGGGAUGCAACCGCCUACUUCCGGACGGCCAGCCCGUUGCCCUCGCUGGUCACGGGGCUGGGGCUGGGAUACUUAGCGUGGGUUGUCCUCUGGCCGCAGAGCAUCCCUUAUGAGAGCCUUGGGCUCCUGGGCUCUUUCACUCAGUACCUGGUGGACCGUCAUCACACCCUCCUGCACAACGGGUAUUGGUUUGCCUGGAUGAUUCACGUGGCAGAGUCCUUGUAUGCCAUGGUGCUGUGCAACCCCAUCCUAUAUCGAAGUGCCAGGAAUCAGAUCCUGGCUGUGGUCUUAAUUCCAAUUUCCUGCUGAUGCACACCCUCGGAGGCCUCAGAUGAUGCCUCAAGCCCAUGGGUCCCUACCACUCAUGUGACAGACCCAGAUACUGACCGAGUUCUCAGCUCCUGGCUUCAGCCUGCUCCAGUCCUGGCUGUUGGUGGCAUUUGAGAGUGAUCCAGCAGGUAGGAAAUCAGUUUCUUUCUCUCUCUCCCUCUCAGCCUUUCUGCCUUUAUUUCAAAUAAAAUAAUUUUUUAUAAAGUUUGGUGAAUAGUUUUAAAUUUUGCAUACUAUUCCUCUAGUUGUAUAUUCCAGAAUUCAUUUAGUUAAACUAGCAGUGAAUAUUUAACUUUAAAAAACAUUUUUCUUUUGUUAAUGAUUGUUUAGUUUUAUUUGAGAGAGAGAACUCCACUCCACUCACUCAUGCUCCAGAUAUCUCCAGUAGCUGGAGCUGGGCCAGGGCCAAAGUUAGGCUCCAGGAAAGCAAUCCAGGUCUGCCUUUGCAAUCCAGGUCUCCCACAAGGCAGGGACCCUACUGCUUGAGCAAUCAGCACUGUGAUGUGGGAGGCAGAUUCUUUUAUCACUGGGCUAAAUUCUACUCCCUGGGUCUUAGGUCUUUAAUCUACCUGGAACUGACUUUUUGUGAGAGGCAAGUAUUCAACUUUAUCUUGAUAUUUCUAUAUGGAUGCCCUGUUUUCCCCAAGCCACUUCUUGAGACUUUCACUCUUCAUUAAUGUGCUGUGGCUUAUAGCCACAUAUAUGUCUGUGUUUCUGAACUCACUGUUCUUUUCUGUUGGUUUGCUUCUUUGUCCUUGGGCCAGCAUAACAUUAUCUUACAGUAGUAGCUUUGUAGUCACUGACACCUGAUGGAGCAUGCCCUCUCACCUUGUUCAGAGUUACCUGUUCCUGGGCCUUUGCACAGCCUUAUGCAUUGUCAUGUGCUUCAAAUAUGAAAAAUUUAUCUGUUGGCAUUUUUAUUAGAUUGACCAUAUGAAUUAAUUUGUAGCAGAAUGGCAUAUUUCCGUUAUUAAGUCUUCUAAACCAGGAAAAAUGAUUUGUCUCCAUUUCCUUAGAGUUUUGUGAUGUUUUUCCUAUUCUUUAUUUGGUUAAUAUCCAGCUUCCUGUACUUUCAGAUGUUGUUAUAAGUGACUUUUCCUUCAUUUUAUCAUUGUUUGAUGGUAGCAUAUAUGCAUAUAGUCAGUUUUAUAUAUUGACCUUAUACGUAGCAACCUUAAAAUUCAUUUAUUAAUUCUAAUAGUUCAUCUAUAGAUUAUUUUCAGUUUUCUAGUCAUCAUUCAAGUGUCUCUAGAAACAGUUUUAUUUUUUCUUCUCAGUUCAGUCCCUUUGCUUUGUGUUUCUUCCCUGUUGUACUAACUCAUACUUCCAGUGCAUGUUGCCUAGAAGUGGACAUGAUGCCUGGUUCCUGAUCGCCAAGCUGUCAGUGUCCUUGCAUCAUGUUUAUUCUAGAGUUUUAUAGAUCUCCUUUGUCAAAAUGAGGAUGUUCAACUGUAUAUCUGAGUCUGCUAAGAACUUUGAAGAAUGGAUGUUGAAACUUAUCAGAUAUUUUUGCAUUUUUUUGGAUUUAUUAGUUUAUUUGAAAGUCAGAGUUACACAGAAAGAGAAAGAGAGGCAGAGAGAGAGAGAGAGUCUUCCAUCCGCUGAUUCACUCCCCAGUUGGCCACAACAGCUGGAGCUGGGCUAUCCAAAGCCAGGACAGGAACUUCUUCUGGGUCUCCCACAUGGGUAAAGAGGUCCAAGGAGUUGGGCCAUCUUCUACUGCUUUCCCAGGCCACAGCAGAGAGCUGGAUCUGAAGUGGAGCAGUCGGGACUCAAACCUGUGCCCGUAUGGGAAAGCAGCUCUGCAGGCAGCGGCUUUACCCACUAUGCCACAGCACUGACCCCUAUUUUUUGCAUUAUUAAAAUGUAUAAUCUUUAUCCUUUAAUUUAUUGAUAGAAAAAAACAUUUGUAUAUAUGCAUAUAAAGUUUGCUUUAAAUAAAAGGUUUAUGCAAGUGAGACUUAAUUACAUACACAUGAGCCUGCAGCAAGCCGUUCACUUAAGCUGAAUCAUUUUCUGUUGAGCUUUCAGACAGUUGAAUGACUGUAUAGUAACACUAUGUUCCAGUUUCUUUCCUAAGCACUUUGUGUAUAUAUCUCAUAAACCAAGUGGGACAGAUACUACUGCUAUGACUGUUUUUCACAUGAGAAUACUGUUUCUGAGAGCUACUAGUGAUGUGCCCAGGACACAGCUGGCGGGUGGCCAAGCUGGGAUUCACAUCUGGUACAAAUCUUCACAUCUUCAGACACUUGCUCUGAAGCCAUACCAGUGCCCAUCUCCUUUCAGUCAUCUCAUGAGAAACCGUGUUAUAAUGCUCUACCCUGCUCUACCUGGACAGUAGCCAGACUAGUUCCAAGGAAUAGUGUACCAUCCUAAAUACAUUUAUUAGGAAGCAAGGAAGAGAAAAAAUAAAUUGCCCCUUUAAGUUAAAAAACCAGGGUGGGGAGGUGGUAGACAGAUGGAAGUAUAGAAAAAGUAUAAAAAUUAAAAAAGAAUAAGGCCAGCGCCGCAGCACACUGGGCUAAUCCUCUGCCUGCGGUGCCGGCGCCCCAGAUUCUGGCCUCAGUCUGAGCGCCGGUUCUGUCCUGGUUGCUCCUCUUCCAGGCCAGCUCUCUGCUGUGGCCCGGGAGUGCAGUGGAGGAUGGCCCAAGUGCUUGGGCCCUGCGCCCACAUGGGAGACCGGGAGAAGCACCUGUCUCCUGGCUUUGGAUCAGCGUGGUGCGCCCACCGCAGCGGGCAUUGGGGGGUGAACCAACAGAGGAAGGAAGACUUUUCUCUCUGUCUCUCUCUCACUGUCCACUCUGCCUGUCAAAUAAAUAAAUAAAUAAACAAUGCUUCCUGUGAAACCAUAAGAUCAAAAUUAUGGUGCUUAUAUUUUGUACUUUUUUUUUUUUUUUUUUUUUUUU
Oryctolagus cuniculus (rabbit) is the source of this 3517-nucleotide messenger RNA. Lineage: Eukaryota; Metazoa; Chordata; Mammalia; Lagomorpha; Leporidae. The record is from RefSeq and is a predicted model, not a curated record.